AUGGCGGGCUCCUUGCGGCUGUCUCUGGUGGACACUCAGCUCAAGCACUUCAAGCUGAGUCUUCAAGCCUUGGCCAAGAUUGGAACGGAUCUCCUCAUCGAGGCCCUGCCGACGCGUCUCAUCCUGCGGUGCAUCAACCCCUCCCGCUCCGCCUACCUGUCGCUCACCUUUCACGCCUCGUGCUUUGAUGCCUAUGACGUGUUCCGCUCGGAGGUCGUCCAAGCGGGGGUGCUCAUGAAGCAAGUAUUGGCAGUAUUCAGGACUCAGCGCAUUAAUAGACUUAACCUGGACCUUGGGUCCGACGGUGACUGGCUGGAGGUGGUCAUCUUCUGUGACAGCGGGCUCCGCAAAACAUUCCGCAUGCGGACCACGGAGGCCGAGAUCCUGCAGGCGUCGGUGGAUCGAGCAGGGUUCCCCAUCACCCUCACAGCUGAGACACAGUCCCUGGCCAGGCUGCUGGCCAGUUUCCAGUGGGGCCUAGAGGAACUGACCCUGGUUGCUGUCCCAUCCUCGGCAUCAGACCCCAACGGAGCCGUACAGCUGCACAGCCACGCAGACCCCAGCAGAGGUGACAAUGGUCAAGGCGCUCUCGUGACCAAGCUGGCCAUUGACGCUCGCCGGACUUUCCUCGAGUACCAGCACACGACGGAUGGUGUGCGGUCUGUGACCUUCAAUGUCAAGGACUUCAAGGCCAUGCUCUCACUUUGCGAGCACCUCGGCCGCCCCUUGGUGCUGAGGAUGGAGGGCCCCGGCCUGCCCUUGAUGGCAGAGCCAGGGGGGGAGGGGGGCGGGGAGCUGGAGGCGCAGCUGGUGCUGGCCACGCUGAUGGAGGGCAACGACGGCCUGACCCAGGCAACUGGAGGGGCACCCGCCCCAACGCAGCCAGAAGUCCACACGGAUGACUCUGGCGCCAGUCGGCAGCGUGCCGGCCCGAGUCAGUCGCUGCUGGAGGCGUCGGCACGGAGAUUGGCAUCAGUGACGGAAACCGACGUCAACGAGGCAGUGGUAUGGGACCUAGACGACCAAGGGAUCCCGCAAAUGUUCCUGGAUGCCUAUUUCGACGCCAUCAAGCAAGAAAAUGCCAAGUGA
This is a messenger RNA of Auxenochlorella protothecoides, 1089 nucleotides long. RefSeq names its product Cell cycle checkpoint control protein RAD9A. Lineage: Eukaryota; Viridiplantae; Chlorophyta; Trebouxiophyceae; Chlorellales; Chlorellaceae. Gene Ontology annotation, cellular component: checkpoint clamp complex. Gene Ontology annotation, biological process: cellular response to ionizing radiation; DNA repair; mitotic intra-S DNA damage checkpoint signaling. The transcript is spliced from 8 exons. The coding region runs from base 1 to 1089 and encodes 362 amino acids. The record is from RefSeq and is a predicted model, not a curated record.